AGAAAUCCAGUACUUAUAUAUAUAUGUGCUUAUUAGAAAGGCGAGUUACACGGUGUCGGACAUUGCAUGACUUAUAUGUUACUCGAGCGUAAGCUCUGUUCUUUAGUGAUCUAAUUGUAUCGCGAUGUCGGCUAAAAACGAAAAAAUUGGUAUUAUUGGCAGCGGCUUAAUUGGGCGUAGCUGGGCUAUGCUCUUUGCUAGCGUAGGAUACGAAGUCGUUAUUUAUGACAUUGUAAAAGAACAAAUUGCGAAAGCUCUUGAAGAUGUACAACAGCAAUUGAAGCGUCUUGAAAAUGGCGGUCUUUUAAGAGGUUCGCUUACCGCGGACCAACAAUUUAAAUUGAUCAAAGGAUCAUCCGACUUGGUCGAAACAGUAAAAGGGGCUAAGUUGAUUCAAGAAUGCGUACCCGAAAAUCUGCCGUUAAAACUAAAAGUCUACAACGAACUCGACAAAGUAGUUGAUGACAAAGUAAUUUUGUCUUCGUCUACAUCUACAUUCCGACCAUCCUUGAUUAGCGAAAAACUAAAACAUCGCGAACAAAUGAUUGUAUCACACCCGGUGAACCCUCCGUACUAUGUACCGCUUGUUGAAAUCGUUCCCGCGCCAUGGACACGACCAGAAAUACCAGAACAGACUAAAGCUAUCAUGACUGAAAUCGGUCAAAAACCAGUCGUAUUUACUAGAGAAAUUGAUGGUUUCGCACUUAACCGUAUACAAUACGCGAUUCUGAACGAAACAUGGAGAUUAGUAGCUGAUGGCGUGUUGAGUGCAAAAGAUGUGGAUAUUGUUAUGAGCGAGGGUCUUGGUAUGCGAUACGCUUUCCUCGGCGCUUUCGAAGCCGCUCAUUUGAAUGCUGAAGGAAUGAAGAAAUAUUGUGAAACAUACAAAAACUCCAUCUAUGAUGUCAGCAUGACCUUCGGUCCAACUCCGAAAUUUGAAGGCGAGAUGGCAGAAAAAAUUAGCAAUCAAUUAAAUGAAAUGUGUCCAUUAGACAAACUUCAAGAGAGACGCGCCUGGAGAGACGAAGCAUUGACUAAAUUAUCACUAUUAAAAAAAGAACUGAAUAAAAAGAAAUAAGUUAUUAUUGCGCAUUUGAAAUGAUCUCACAUAGGAAAUGACAUUAUUUUUCUAUUGUUCUUAUUGAAAAAUAAAAAAGAAUAAAAAGUUAUGUACAAGAAUUAUAUUUUGUCAUCGCAUAAAAUGUCUGAAUAGAAGUAGUUCUAAUUUACAUAUUUAACUCCCAACAAGUGCAAUCGUUAAUUGUACUGAUUUUACUGACAGAAG
This is a messenger RNA of Nomia melanderi (Alkali bee), 1285 nucleotides long. RefSeq names its product beta Hydroxy acid dehydrogenase 1 (gene Had1). The record is from RefSeq and is a predicted model, not a curated record. Lineage: Eukaryota; Metazoa; Arthropoda; Insecta; Hymenoptera; Halictidae. Gene Ontology annotation, molecular function: L-gulonate 3-dehydrogenase activity; NAD+ binding. Gene Ontology annotation, biological process: fatty acid metabolic process.